AUGGCUGACCCGCUGUCUGUUGCUGGAACAGCGGUGGGCAUUGUCUCGCUUGGGAUCGUCGUUACAAAAGGGCUGAUCGACUAUUAUAAAGCUUUUCGUGACUUGAAUGAUGAUGUCACUCAAACUUCGAGAAAGCUGUCGCACCUUUUAACCCUGCUCGAGAAGCUCCACACUCAGCUCGAAGAGCACCCAUCUCGCCUUGAAAAUCCUCGAGCCCUCAAUACGCUUCGGGAUUCCGCUGGAGACUGCAAGCAGCUCAUUGUAGAAUUUCAGUCAGAGCUCGACAAACUUCAGAAGCACCCGCAGUCUAAAACGAACAGUGCCCUUCGAUCCAUAGGCCGACGUCUUGCUUACCCUCUGCGGAAAAGCACGCUUCAGAAGCUUGAUGAGGGUGUUGAUGAGUUCGUGCUUUGCGCGUCCUUUGCGCUGCAGUUAAUGGUCCAAAGUGACACAGCAAAGGCUCGGAGCGAUAUUGACGACGUCAGGGACCUGUUGCAUCUUGUUCGGGCCACACAAGUGGCAUCCGACAUACGAGCCUGGCUCAAGGCUCCAGACCCGAGUUCCGAUUUCAACGAGAUUGCAAAGAAACGACACACCGAAACGGGUGUCUGGUUCGUUGAAGGAUUGGAGUUCAAGCAGUGGUUAGAGAAACCAUGCUCCUUCCUCUGGCUUGUCGGCUUCGCCGGCUGUGGCAAAUCUGUCUUGUGUUCUACUGUCAUUCAAUACACAUUUCGUCAUCGGUGUUCCAGGCACGAUGUUGGUCUCGCUUUCUUUUUCUUCGCCUUCGAUGAUCAGAGAAAAUGUACAGCUUCUUCAAUGCUACGUUCUCUGAUCUUACAGCUAUCAAGCCAGCUUGGUUAUGAAUGCAGUCCUCUCUUACGCCUCCGCAACAUCUACCAAGAGACAUGCCCACCGGACCAAGAGCUCAUACAGUGCCUUCAUGAGCUUGUACUUCAAUUUACUCAUGUGUAUAUUGCCCUGGAUGGUUUAGAUGAAAGCCCCAGAGAGACACAUCGAGAUGCUGUAUUAGAAACCUUGGCCCAAUUCCGCAAGUGGGCGGUGCCAGGGUUUCAUCUUAUCGUAACAAGUCGUGAUGCAGUUGAUAUUCGUGAAGGUCUAUCGGUUCUACCCGAGGAGAUUGUCAGAAUGAGAAAUACUUGCAUCGAUUCUGAUAUAACGCUGUUCAUCUCACAAACCCUGCGUGAUAGUCCAGGGCUCCAGAAAUGGAAAGAGCAUCAUCAUCAGAUAGAGCAAGUCCUCACUCAAAAGGCCCAGGGAGUGUUCCGAUGGGUCGAAUGUCAAUUCAGAGCAUUAUCUGUCUGUCCACAAAGCCAAGAUCUUCUUGAGAAGCUCCUUCAGUCAUUACCCCGAAACCUUGAAGACACGUACGAAGCAAUGCUCCGAAGCAUCCCACCGCACUGUGCUGACUACGCGCACCAAAUGCUGACUCUACUUUGCUGUGCAAUGAGGCCCUUGUCAGUAGAAGAACUAGUGGAUGGAAUGGCGAUCGAACUCGGUGACUCCCCGAGUUUCAAUUUGAAGCGAAGACUGAGCGGCGGUAGCGAUGCUAUUCAACUGAUUUGUCCUGGGUUUACACAGUUCGCUGUGGAUCUCGAAUCCCAUCUCACAACGGUGCGGAUCGCCCAUUUCUCCGUCCAGGAAUAUUUGCAGUCCGACCAACUUUCUCAAUCCAAAGACUUGUCCCACUUUGGUGUACGAAAACGGCAUGCCGAAGACCAAGUGACCUGCAUUUGCCUCACGAUGCUGCUUGAACCAACCCUAUCUAUAUCCCAGCAGGCCCUUGACUCUUUUUUCAGUCCUCGAAAAGCCAAUUAUCCAUUGGCCAGUUAUGCUGCACGCUAUUGGCCCCAUCAUUAUUCGGCCAGCCAUCAAGGUACAUCCACGAGCCGUCAAGUCUUGAGCCUUUUCAUGGGUAAUGAGUUUAAGAGAUGGGUUAAAAUCUGGGACAUUGAUAAUCUCAAUAGCGGCAACAGCGCUUAUCUAGAUGCCGGUCGACUCUAUUACGCUUCACGCCUUGGCCUGAUUGACGUGUGUCGUGAACUUAUGCGCCAAGAGGACAUGGCUCACAGCUACGAAGAUAGCAACGUCAAUUCCACGGCUGGCUAUUAUGGAACCGCAUUACAAGCGGCGUCAGUCCAGGGGCAUACCGAAAUCGUCCAGCUUCUUCUAGAAAACGGUGCAGAUGUCAACAUCAAGGCCGGGUAUUUUGGAACCGCUCUUCAAGCAGCAUCGACUCAAGGUAAUGUGGAGAUUGCACGGCUACUACUGUCUGUUGACAAAUAUAUCAACAACACAACACCCUACCAUGGGCAUGCCCUUCAAGCAGCUGCAGUAGAAGGCCAUUCUGAGAUUAUUUCAUUAUUCUUUCUGUACGGCAUUGAUGUUGACUUCGUAUGUGGGCAGUACGGAACCGCCUUACAAGCUGCCUCAGCCGAAGGAGACACGUGUGCUGUUCGAAUGCUUCUGGAACAUGGAGCGGAUAUAAACAAGCAAUCCGGUUACUUCGGAACAGCGCUCCAAGCAGCGUCAGCAAAAUGGAAUACCGAAACAGUCAAGUUAUUGCUUGCAAAAGGUGCUAAUGUCAAUUGCGAGGCCGGACAUUACGGCAGUGCACUGCAGGCAGCCUCAGUCCUAUCCUCGUUGGAGAUUGUUGGGCUCCUGCUUGACGCAAGAGCUCAUGUUGACCAUAUAUGUGGAUUCUACGGAACACCUCUUCAGGCAGCUUCUGGAGGAGGAAGAUUCAACAUCGUCAAACUGCUCAUUGAAAAGGGCGCCAAUGUCAACACCCAAGGUGGCUUGUUUGGGACUGCUCUUCAGGCAGCAUCGGCCAAUGGGCAUGCUGAUGUUGUCCAAUUACUUCUUGAUCAAAAUGCGCGAAUUGAUAUUGAGGGUGGUCAUUACGGAAGUGCCCUUCGAGGAGCCUUAGAAAAGGGAAAUAGUGAUAUUGCCACGCUUUUAUCCGACAAACAAGCCCAUGAGUUGGGACAUGAAACAUCAAAGGUUGACCCGGGAGAAAAGUUUUCCGAAUUAGGUAGCUGCCACAUCGACACAAGCGAGGCCGAAACGUAUGCUUACACCCGCGCUUACACAUAUUACGAUUACACACCACCCGAUGAAACACAGGUCGAUAGGCUCGAUCCGUACGGUUCUUGGGAAACGAGCCCAUCCGAACAUGAAAUUAGGCUUUCAGCAGGAGAAACGGGUAGCGGAUAUUUCAUGCAAAACCCGUGCUGA
Clonostachys solani is the source of this 3255-nucleotide messenger RNA. NCBI's taxonomy places the organism in Eukaryota, Fungi, Ascomycota, Sordariomycetes, Hypocreales, Bionectriaceae. The record is from the annotation of a GenBank genome assembly.